Molecule: messenger RNA, 783 nt
Organism: Clonostachys solani
Lineage: Eukaryota; Fungi; Ascomycota; Sordariomycetes; Hypocreales; Bionectriaceae
Source: the annotation of a GenBank genome assembly
AUGCGUCUCAAGCUGAUCUUGGCUCUUGGCAGCAUUGCCGCCAUCUGUGGGGUAGAUGCACGCACGCGCUGCAAAACACGAUCUCAUACACAUAGCUCGACACUCAGCCUAGAAAGCUCGCCAUCAGCUACAGUUUCGACACCCGAAAGCACCCUCAGCCCAAGCUCAUCAGUGUCCACUUCACCCACGUUGACACCGUCGUCCACGCCCUCAUCGACACCUACCACGACGCCUUCAUCCAGUCCGGACGACACUACUUCUACCCCGGUCAUCAGCAUCUCUAGCUUAUCUUCAGACACUUCAACGACACCUGCACUGAGCAGUACCCCAAGUACUGACAGCAGUGCUUCUCCGUCGUCGAGUGCUGUCGAAUCUACAUCUCUGCCAGCUACCCCGACUACCGCUGUUUCCUCUACGAGUUCGACAUCCUCAGCCCCUGCAUCAACGAGUACUACCCCUGCCGAGGUAUAUACGGGCGGUUUCGCGACAUUUUACUACCAGAAUGGCAAUCCUCCAGCAUGUGGCGGUCAGCCUCGCUCUAACAGCGAGCUAAUCGCUGCAUUGGACUUACGGCGAUACGGGUCUGUUUCGGCUCCGAGCCCCUACUGUUCCAAAUUGAUCCGUGUCACCAACAGCCUUAAUGGUCGGUCUGUUGACGUUACCGUCGUUGACGUGUGUUCAACUUGUCUCAACUCAAAUUCCCUGGACUUGUCACCGGCCGCAUUCCAGGCCAUUGCCAACUUGGAUGAGGGAAUAGUUCCCAUUGCGUGGCAGUUCGUCUGA